Molecule: messenger RNA, 11797 nt
Organism: Varanus komodoensis (Komodo dragon)
Lineage: Eukaryota; Metazoa; Chordata; Lepidosauria; Squamata; Varanidae
Gene: CACNA1C
Product: calcium voltage-gated channel subunit alpha1 C
Exons: 50
Coding region: 543-7124 (2193 amino acids)
Biological process (GO): calcium ion import across plasma membrane
Cellular component (GO): voltage-gated calcium channel complex; membrane
Molecular function (GO): high voltage-gated calcium channel activity
Source: RefSeq, a predicted model, not a curated record
AUUUGCUUUCCUCCUCCAGUUGGUGGAUCUAAACAAGUCAAGAGACAUUUGAACCCUCCUGAGAUUCCUCCCCCCUUUCCCCCUUUCUUGGAUGCUUGGACUCUCUGCUCCAUUUUCUCUCAUUUCUCUUCGUGGUGAUCUUUUCUCUUCUCCCACCAGUCUCCUCUUUUAAAAUUAUAAAGAUCCAAAGAAGCCCCUUCUUCUUGUUGACGGUGUUAGCAGCAGCAGCAGCCAGAGGUGCUGUGCUAAAUUCUUUGGCGGGGGCCCGGAUGUUCUCUGAGGAUGCUUUGCAAUUGUACUAAAGGAGGCAGUAGUGGAAAGGAUCAGUUUUUGGGCUUUGAUGCAAUCAUGGGAAUCAGGUAAUAACCAAGCGGGGAAAUUUAAUCGCCGCAGCAGCUUCAGUUUCUUCCUUGAACUGCUCAUCCCAUCUGCUGAUUUGUGUUUUGGUCCGGUUUUUUUUUUUUUUUUUUGGAUUUGGAGGAAUUAAAAUCUGAACUCCCGCUUGGGCGUUUUGUUUUUUGGUCCCUCGUUCCUCUACUUAAAUGGUCAAUGAAAACAAGAGGAUGUACAUUCCAGAAGAAAACCACCAAGGUUCCAACUAUGUGAGUCCCCGUCCAGCUCAUGCCAACAUGAAUGCCAAUGCAGCUGCAGGGCUGGCACCUGAGCAUAUCCCUACUCCAGGUGCAGCCCUUUCCUGGCAGGCUGCUAUUGAUGCUGCCAGGCAAGCCAAAUUGAUGGGUGCAGCUGGCAAUGCAACAAUAUCCACUGCUAGCUCCACACAGAGGAAACGUCAGCAGUAUGGGAAACAGAAAAAACAGGGUACCACCACCGCUACACGUCCUCCCCGGGCAUUGCUGUGUUUAACACUGAAAAAUCCCAUCCGGAGGGCAUGCAUCAGUAUUGUUGAAUGGAAACCAUUUGAAAUUAUUAUUUUACUCACUAUUUUUGCCAAUUGUGUGGCCUUAGCUAUCUAUAUCCCCUUUCCAGAAGAUGAUUCCAAUGCUACCAAUUCCAAUCUGGAACAAGUGGAAUAUCUCUUUCUCAUAAUUUUUACAGUGGAAGCAUUUUUAAAAGUAAUAGCAUAUGGACUUCUCUUUCACCCUAAUGCUUACCUCCGCAAUGGCUGGAAUUUACUAGAUUUUAUAAUUGUGGUAGUAGGGCUUUUUAGUGCAAUUUUAGAACAAGCAACCAAAGCAGAUGGGGUAAAUUCAAUGGGAGGCAAAGGUGCCGGAUUUGAUGUUAAAGCACUUCGGGCUUUCCGAGUAUUACGUCCCUUACGACUGGUAUCUGGAGUUCCUAGCCUCCAGGUGGUUUUAAAUUCUAUUAUUAAGGCCAUGGUCCCUUUGCUGCACAUUGCCCUGCUGGUGCUGUUUGUUAUAAUCAUCUAUGCCAUCAUUGGACUAGAGCUCUUCAUGGGAAAGAUGCACAAGACUUGUUAUGCAACAGGAGUUGCAACAGAUGCACCGGCAGAAGAGGAACCUUCUCCUUGUGCACCUGUAUUUGCUCACGGUCGACAGUGUCAAAAUGGCACUGAGUGCAGGCCAGGAUGGGAGGGGCCCAAGCAUGGCAUUACCAACUUUGACAACUUUGCAUUUGCCAUGUUAACGGUGUUUCAGUGCAUCACCAUGGAGGGCUGGACAGAUGUACUGUAUUGGAUGCAGGACGCUAUGGGCUAUGAGUUACCCUGGGUGUACUUUGUCAGUCUGGUCAUCUUUGGAUCCUUUUUCGUUCUUAAUCUGGUUCUUGGUGUGUUGAGCGGGGAGUUUUCUAAAGAGAGAGAGAAGGCAAAAGCUCGAGGUGACUUUCAGAAGUUGCGGGAGAAACAGCAAUUGGAGGAAGACUUGAAGGGCUACCUGGACUGGAUAACUCAAGCAGAAGAUAUUGACCCAGAAAAUGAGGAUGAAGGCAUGGAUGAGGAAAAGCCCCGAAACAUGAGCAUGCCCACCAGUGAGACAGAAUCUGUGAAUACUGACAAUGUGGCUGGAGGUGAUAUUGAAGGAGAAAACUGUGGUGCGCGGCUGGCACACCGGAUAUCUAAAUCUAAGUUUAGUCGCUACUGGCGCAGAUGGAAUCGGUUCUGCAGACGGAAAUGUCGAGCUGCUGUCAAAUCAAAUGUGUUUUAUUGGCUUGUGAUCUUCCUUGUAUUUCUCAACACCCUUACUAUUGCCUCUGAACAUUACAACCAGCCAGAUUGGCUCACUGAAGUUCAAGACACUGCCAAUAAGGUACUGCUAGCUCUAUUUACGGCUGAGAUGUUACUGAAGAUGUACAGCCUGGGUCUUCAAGCCUACUUUGUGUCACUCUUCAACCGCUUUGACUGUUUCAUUGUGUGUGGUGGAAUCCUGGAGACCAUCUUGGUGGAAACGAAGAUCAUGUCACCACUGGGUAUCUCAGUGCUAAGAUGUGUGAGACUAUUGCGAAUAUUCAAAAUCACAAGGUACUGGAACUCAUUGAGUAAUUUGGUGGCUUCCCUGCUCAACUCUGUGCGCUCCAUUGCCUCCCUGCUGCUGCUGCUCUUCCUCUUCAUCAUCAUCUUCUCCCUCCUAGGAAUGCAGCUAUUUGGGGGCAAGUUUAACUUUGAUGAGAUGCAAACCAGGAGAAGCACAUUUGACAACUUUCCUCAAUCACUGCUCACUGUGUUUCAGAUCCUGACUGGGGAGGACUGGAAUUCAGUGAUGUAUGAUGGGAUCAUGGCUUAUGGCGGCCCCUCUUUUCCAGGAAUGUUGGUCUGUAUUUACUUCAUCAUCCUCUUCAUCUGUGGAAACUAUAUCCUGCUGAAUGUGUUUUUGGCCAUUGCGGUGGACAACCUUGCUGAUGCUGAGAGCUUGACAUCUGCUCAGAAAGAGGAAGAAGAAGAAAAAGAAAGGAAAAAACUAGCUAGAACUGCUAGUCCUGAAAAGAAGCAAGAGCCAGAGAAGCCAGCUGUGGAGGGGGAGACCAAGGAGGAGAAAAUUGAGCUGAAAUCAAUCACUGCAGAUGGGGAGUCUCCACCUUCUAAUAAGAGCAAUAUAGACGAAUAUCAGCUUAAUGAAAAUGAAGAAAAAAAUCCCUAUCCUACUACUGAAACACCAGGAGAAGAGGAGGAAGAAGAGCCCGAGAUGCCAGUUGGGCCUCGUCCACGCCCAAUGUCUGAACUGCACCUCAAGGAGAAAGCUGUACCUAUGCCAGAAGCCAGCGCUUUUUUCAUCUUCAGCCCUAGCAACAGGUUUCGGGUCCACUGCCAUCGCAUCGUAAACGAUAACAUUUUCACCAACCUGAUCCUCUUUUUCAUCUUGCUCAGCAGCAUCUCUCUAGCAGCUGAGGAUCCAGUCCGACAUUACUCCGUUAGAAAUCAAAUUCUCUUUUAUUUUGAUAUAUUUUUUACUGUCAUUUUCACCAUUGAAAUUGCUCUGAAGAUCCUAGGCAAUGCAGAUUAUGUCUUCACUAGUAUCUUUACAUUAGAAAUUAUUCUUAAGAUGACUGCUUAUGGAGCUUUCCUCCACAAAGGCUCCUUCUGCAGGAACUACUUCAACAUCUUGGACCUGUUGGUGGUUAGCGUAUCUCUCAUCUCCUUUGGGAUCCAGUCUAGUGCCAUCAAUGUAGUGAAGAUACUACGAGUCCUGAGAGUGCUCAGACCACUGAGGGCUAUCAACCGAGCCAAAGGACUAAAGCAUGUGGUUCAAUGUGUGUUUGUAGCCAUCCGAACCAUCGGGAACAUUGUGAUUGUCACAACGUUAUUGCAGUUCAUGUUUGCCUGCAUUGGAGUUCAGUUGUUCAAGGGCAAACUGUACAGCUGUACUGACAGCUCCAAGCAAACAGAAGCAGAGUGCAAGGGCAAUUUUAUCACUUACAAGGAUGGAGAAGUUUCUCAGCCGAUGAUCCAGCCUCGAAGCUGGGAGAAUAGCAAAUUUGAUUUUGACAAUGUCCUCACUGCCAUGAUGGCCCUCUUUACUGUUUCAACCUUUGAAGGCUGGCCAGAACUGCUGUACCGAUCCAUUGAUUCCCAUAUGGAGGAUGUAGGGCCUAUCUACAACCACAGAGUGGAGAUCUCAAUUUUCUUCAUUAUCUAUAUCAUCAUCAUCGCCUUCUUCAUGAUGAACAUCUUCGUUGGUUUUGUCAUUGUAACUUUUCAGGAACAAGGAGAGCAGGAAUACAAGAACUGUGAGCUAGAUAAGAACCAGCGCCAAUGUGUAGAAUAUGCUCUGAAGGCCCGUCCCCUGAGGAGAUAUAUCCCCAAAAACCAGUACCAGUACAAAGUAUGGUAUGUGGUGAACUCCACCUAUUUUGAAUACCUGAUGUUCGUCCUCAUUCUGCUGAACACGAUCUGCUUGGCCAUGCAGCACCAUGGUCAGAGCUGUAUCUUCAAAGAAGCAAUGAACAUCCUCAACAUGCUGUUCACUGGCCUCUUCACUGUUGAGAUGGUUCUGAAAUUAAUUGCCUUUAAACCCAAGGGUUACUUUAGUGAUCCUUGGAAUGUUUUUGACUUCCUCAUCGUAAUUGGCAGCAUUAUAGACGUCAUUCUCAGUGAAACUAAUCACUAUUUCUGUGAUGCAUGGAAUACAUUUGACGCCUUGAUUGUUGUGGGUAGCAUUGUUGAUAUAGCAAUCACCGAGGUGAACCCAGCUGAACAUACCCAAUGCUCUUCCUCUAUGAACGCAGAGGAAAACUCUCGCAUCUCAAUCACCUUUUUCCGACUCUUCCGGGUGAUGCGUCUCGUGAAGCUUUUGAGCCGAGGGGAGGGCAUCCGUACGCUCCUGUGGACCUUCAUCAAGUCCUUCCAGGCUCUCCCCUAUGUGGCUCUUUUAAUUGUGAUGCUGUUUUUUAUCUAUGCUGUGAUUGGGAUGCAGGUGUUUGGCAAAAUUGCUUUGAAUGAUACCACAGAAAUCAAUCGGAACAACAACUUUCAGACUUUCCCUCAGGCAGUGCUGCUCCUUUUCAGAUGUGCUACUGGUGAAGCUUGGCAAGAAAUCAUGCUGGCAUGCCUCCCAGAUAAGAAGUGUGAUCCUGAUUCCUUUGAACCAAACAACUCUAAUGAUGGGGAACAUCCAUGUGGAAGCAGCUUUGCUGUCUUUUAUUUCAUCAGUUUCUACAUGCUUUGUGCCUUCCUGAUCAUUAAUCUUUUUGUAGCUGUUAUCAUGGAUAAUUUUGAUUACCUGACACGGGAUUGGUCCAUCCUUGGUCCUCAUCAUCUGGAUGAGUUUAAAAGGAUCUGGGCAGAAUAUGAUCCUGAAGCAAAAGGACGUAUCAAACACUUAGAUGUCGUGACCCUCUUGCGUCGGAUACAGCCUCCACUGGGUUUUGGAAAACUCUGCCCUCACCGAGUAGCUUGCAAGCGCCUUGUCUCCAUGAAUAUGCCACUGAACAGUGAUGGGACCGUCAUGUUUAAUGCAACCUUGUUUGCACUGGUCAGAACAGCACUGAGGAUCAAAACAGAAGGUAACUUGGAGCAAGCCAAUGAAGAACUCCGUGCAAUCAUUAAGAAAAUCUGGAAACGCACUAGCAUGAAGCUGUUGGAUCAGGUCGUGCCACCAGCAGGUGAUGAUGAGGUAACCGUUGGAAAGUUCUAUGCUACAUUCCUAAUUCAGGAGUAUUUCCGGAAAUUCAAGAAGCGCAAAGAACAGGGCCUUGUGGGCAAACCUUCCCAGCGGAAUGCUCUUUCUCUCCAAGCUGGUUUGCGAACAUUGCAUGACAUUGGACCAGAGAUCCGGCGAGCAAUCUCUGGAGACUUAACAGCAGAAGAAGAAUUAGACAAGGCGAUGAAAGAGGCUGUUUCUGCUGCCUCUGAAGAUGACAUUUUCCGGAGAGCUGGUGGUUUGUUUGGAAAUCACGUUGGCUACUACCAAAGUGACGGCAGAAGUCCAUUCCCUCAGACAUUCACUACGCAGCGCCCUUUGCACAUCAAUAAAUCUAGCAACAACCAAGGAGACCCUGAAUCCCCAUCCCAUGAGAAGCUCGUGGAUUCUACCUUCACGCCAAGCAGCUACUCAUCAUCAGGCUCCAAUGCUAACAUCAAUAAUGCCAACAACACUGCCCUGAGCCGCUUUCCCAAUCCACCAAGCUAUCCCACCACUGUCAGCACCGUGGAAAGCUACAGCGCUCCUUUGUCACCCACUGCACAGAUCCAGGAAGUUCCUUGGAAGCUUGGCUGCAGAAGUAGGAUGCGUUAUUAUGAAACUCUGGGGCGAUCCUGUUCCAGAGACAGUCAGGUGGCUAUUGUUUGUGAGGAGGAGGCUUCUCAGGAAGAGGAAACAUAUGAUGAGCAACUAAACGAAGAAGCUGAGUACUGCAGUGAACCAAGCCUACUAUCCACUGAAAUGCUCUCAUACCAAGAUGAUGAACAUAAACAGCUAACUCCACUUGAAGAAAAGAAAGGGGAAGACAUCCAACACUCUCCAAAGACUGGGUUCCUGCAUUCCUCAUCACUAAGUCGGAGAGCAUCCUUUCAUCUGGAGUGUCUAAAGAGACAGAAAAACCAGGGUACAGAAGUUGCACAGAAGACAGUACUACCCCUGCAUCUGGUACAUCAUCAGGCACUGGCGGUUGCAGGUCUGAGUCCUCUUCUUCAAAGAAGCCAUUCACCCAUAAGGUCUUCUCGGUCAUGUGCCACACCCCCUGCUACACUCUGUACACGAGAUUGGCUACAGCAGCCUCUUAAAACCUUGCGGCUCAAAGGAGAGGAGUCCAAUGAGAAACUCAAUAAUAGCUUCCCAUCAGUAUACUGCAGCUCCUUGUAUUCUGACAGCACCAGCUCUAGCAGCACUCGAAAAGCCAGGCCAGUCUCCCUCACAGUUCCCAGCCAGACCAGAGAGUGUGGCAGGCAAUUUCACGGCAGCGCUAACAGCCUUGUUGAAGCGGUCUUGAUUUCGGAAGGACUGAUGCAGUUUGCUCAAGAUCCAAAGUUCAUCGAGGUCACGACCCAAGAGCUAGCUGAUGCCUGUGACUUGACAAUAGAAGAGAUGGAGAAUGCUGCAGACAACAUUCUCAAUGGUAACAGCAAGCCAAGCCCUAAUGGCAACCUCUUGCCUUUUGUUAAUUGCAGGGACCCAGGGCAGGACUGUAUGGGAGAGGAAGCAGCCCAGAACCCAGAUUGUAGAAAAAGUCAAGAGGAGCCUAAGGACAGCAGGAUUUAUAUCAGCAGCCUGUAGUUGCCAAGGCUGAAAGUGAUGCUGGUUUUUUAAUUUGUUUCAAUGUUCCUAAUGGGUUUGUUUCAGAAGUGCCUCACUGUUCUCGUGACCUGGAGUAACCAGAACAGCGUUCUUCAUUCAUUUCUGUCGGGAAGAAUCGCAGAGUUGGGUGGUGUAAAAGAGCUUUUCAGGAGUGAAUAUACAACCCCAGCAUGUGUCCAUGAAGGAAGAAUGAGGAGAAGUAAAAGGAGGGGAGUCAACUCCCUCCAUUUUUCAGUCCCUGCACAAGGAACAACUGCUGCUUCCUGAAUGUGAAGAAAAACCUCAGCUUCCUGUGGAUGGCCCUAGCCAAAAGGACACUGCAUCAAACGGGUGUCUUUCAACUUUGCUUGUACAAAAGAAGAAUCAUUUUGCACAUAUUCUGUAUGAGCCUCACCGUCUCCAUAAAGCCAAGGCCCUUUUGAUCUACAGGUGGAAUAGAAGACUUCUGCAACAGUUCCCCAUACUUUGCUGAGGCAGAAGCUGCAAGGGUACAGGAGAUACAGGUGGCAAUAUUGCAGAUGCUUCUUGAUGGAAAUGCAGAGACUCCCAGGCAGUUUUCUCUGCCAACCAAUCAGAGCUCAGGCAGCUUUCCCUGCCAUCCAAUCAGAGCUCAGACAGCUAGCUGUGCUAACUGCUCAAAGAGCAGGAAGCCAGCUCUGUCAAACCGGAGUUCAGGCGACCCACCCAUUUCGAAUAGAGGUGGUGAUGGGCUUACGUAGAUCUCUCCUUGUUUUUGUUGUUUGAUAUUUCCUUGAAAGCAUGUUCUAAAUUUUAUUUUUGAAUAUUUUAUUUUAUUGUGUUUUAUUUUUUGAGGGAGAGGGCUGAAGGAGUGUUUACAAAGUUUUGUAAUCACCUACUUUUUGGGUUUUUUCCCCCACCUUUUCAAAUGUUUAAAAUUGGUUUGAUUAUGUUGUACUAUUUAAUUUUUUUGUUUUCCUCCAUUGAAAUUUGGUAGAAGCUAAUAAUGAUAUUAGAACUGAGUUUUGCCAACCAUUAUGUACACCAGAAUUUGUAAUUUUAUUUGAAGUAAUGGGAAAUUCCUUUUUUGUUGUUGUUUUUAUAAUUUAAAGAUAGUAGGCAAUGCACUUGAUAUAGUCUUGCACAUAUGAGUGAUCGAUCUGGAUUCUUUAUAGCGCUAGGUAUAUUUGUGAGUGUGUGAAUGAGUGAGCAGGACUGAGUGAAUAUGCGAAUACACGCCUGAAAGUGUGUAAGUUCAUACAGUUCUCCACUUCCUGGUUAUAACUGCGGGAGGACUGUAUCUGGGGUUAUUUGAGUGUGCAAAAUAAACCACUGUCUCUGCUUUUGAAAGGGGAAUCAGUAACUCUUUGCAUUUUCUGUUCCACAAGAUAUGCAAAAACAAUGCAAUAAUAUUAAUUUUGAAUACAAUUUGUGAAUUGUGUUGGCAUUAAAACUGUAUAGAAAAGCAAAACAAGGGGAUUAAAACAAACAAAACCAAGUGAGAAGGAGUUAUGUUUCGAUAUAUUCUGUGUGAUGUUUUAUUGCAUUGAUAAUGUUUCUGUUGAAGAAACCGUAAUACUUGAAUUCAGGUCAGUUUCAGUAUUUUUCAACUAUUUUUUUAAAAUGAAUUGCAAUUGUGCCAAGCAAAUAUAAUGAAUUAAGUUUGUUUAAGGGAAAAUAAUAAUUCUUGUAUAUUUUGCUGCAUGUAAAGUAAAUCAUUUCGUAUAUGGAGUGUGCCAAGCUUUACCUUUGAACUUUCAAGUGCUUUUCUACAUGUGGUUAGGGGAAAGGGUAUACUUUUUCAUUUUUUUUCAUUUGUACAAUGAACAAAGUGUACCUGGUGUUAAGUAACUAUUCUACAACUCACUGACAGGUUGAACGUUAACUGAUUUUGCAUAUCUUGUGUUCAUUUUCCUUUUUCUGCACUUCCUUAAACAUGCCCAAUGACGAAUUGGGAAGUAUCUUGGUUUUUGAAGCUUGGAAUUUUUGUCCAGAUUUCACCCCCUUGCACAGUUUCUCUCAAUGAUUCUCCUCACUAAAGGAUGGCAAACUUUAUGUGCCAGGAUUGUCAGGUAGAUCUAUGCCUAUAAACUGAGCUGGCAUCAGCAACACUGGGAAGAAAGAAAUAUCCUAUUUCUUUUACGAUAUAGAAAGAAAAUACUAAAGAUAAUGUAGUGACAUGAAAUAAACUUAAGGAGUUAGUGCCCUCUUUAUAUGAGGUGAGGUAUACAGGAGGCUUAAACAAACUGGAUGUUUAGAAAGAGUGAAAUUCUUUAGAUGAGAAGCUGAAUUUUUUUUAUACUUUUAGAAAAACACAGAAAACAAACAUAUAACAUUUAAGAUGGAAUUUUUAAAGAAUAUAUUACCCACAGGGAAAAGAACCAGAUGACAAGGAUAAGAUGGCAAAAAACUCACUAAGCAGUAGCAGUGCUAAUACAUAUUCAAAAGUUCUGAUGAAUAUAAUUCAUGUUCGGGAUAUAAACCAGCAGGUAUCAAUUUAAGAUGCACUAGCUAAAAACUGUAUAAAAUUUAACUAGAAAUUGUUUUCAGAAUCACUUUACCAGGACAUAGACAAAUUAGGAAGAAUACACAAAAUGAUAACUGAAGCCAAAUAAUGUGAAAGAGCCUGGUGUGUCUAGCCCACGGUAGGAAAUUAUGAAUGGGGCCAGGGGAGAAUAUGUUGACUGUUCCUAAAAAUUUAAAAAUAUAUGAAAGAAAGCUAGGUAUCAGUUGUUUACCAUAACCUCAAUAAUGCUCAUAUGUUGCUUGCAUGUAUGGGUCUGAGUGCAUCUGCCACCAGCUACCAAAUGAUCAAUCAGCACCAUGAUCUUUCAGCAACAAUUAUUUGUUCAAGAGAGAGUGACUGGAUUAAGUCUUACCAAAUAGGUGACCACACUAUUCUGACAGUGUUGAUCAUAAUUAGGGUUGUGUGCAUAAUUUGCAAUUCAUGAGCAGGAAACCUGCAUGUAGCCAGAGUUUCAAUGCAAUAAUACAGUUCUAAAAAUCAUGUAUGCAGCACCUUUCUGAGUACAAGAUGCUCUCAAAACCAUUAUGACAUGCACAUGCAGACCUUGGUGCAUAUCAACAGAGAAUGACAAAAAAUGUUCAUUUAAAUUACAUUAAAUGCAUUUAAAUUUAACUAUGACAGAAGUGUUUUACAUAAGAUGUCUAUGGAAGCUUUUUAAAAGCUGGAUAGUGUUCAUACUUUCAGAAGUCUAUAUAAAGUCAGAAUCUUUAGUUAGCUAAGUCUUCUUGUAUACAUUUGGCUUUUACUAAAGUCCUAGAGUAAAUACUUCUAGUUUAUGUAUAUAGAAAAACUGUUGCUAUCAGUUUGUACCUAGACAUCUGCCUUUCCCUCAUCAGUAUAAACUGAAAUAUUCUCUACUGCUUCUAAAGCCCCAUGUUUAUAAGCACUUGACCUCUCCCAUUCAGUGAUACGGAUUUUCUGGAAAAUUUUUACAUUGGAUUUUUUCCAGUAUAAAUUAGAUUAAUUAAUUUGCAUUGAAAAACUUGCUGAUGCCUCAGAGAGACCUAAUUUAGCAUGCUUAUUUUACUUGCAUUUAGUAAAAAAAUACAGUUAAACGUGAACCCAUGUUACAUAUACACCACAAGUAAUUGACAAAAUAUUUGAGGGGGGAAUUAAAGAAUUCUUGAUGGGACUUAAAUGUUAUAUUAUGUUCAUUUAUUUAUUGGAGCACUUGUUAAGAUUAAGGAAGUAUUUCCUUUCUAUUGUUUAAACGUGGGAAAGGACAAAAAAUGCUGACACACUAAUUAGUUUCAGCAAUAGUGUUUGCUAUGCUGACAACAACUCACCUAUUUCCACAGAGUUCAACUAUCAUCCUCUAAGACUGCUGGUGCACGUUCAGUCUUGCUGAAACUGACAAAUAUUCAUUUUUACUAAUAAACUUAUGAAAUUAAAAGAUUCUGUCCCACAUCACUGCCCCUAUCUAUUUCUUAUUUUCAGAAAUAAGUAUGGGCUUAUUGGCUGCAAUGUAACACAGAAGUAAGUGUAUUAAGCACAUUGAAAUUAAUGGUCUUGACACACUUAAUUCUGUUCUGCAAUGAGGCAUUAUUUUAAUAUAUGUGUUUAUUAACACAUAUCGUUAUACCUUGUUUUUCAAAGCACAAACCUUCACAAAGCAUCUUAUUUUAUUAAACUGGUAUAUAUACAAUUGAAAAUAGUUAAAAUUCAGUAUGGCAAACAAUACAAUAAAAGUAGGACAAUUCAAUUCUAUACAUGUCCACUAAAAAGCCUCGCUAUGUUUAGUGGGCUUGCUCCCAGGUAAACUCCAUUGUAAUCUUCCUGAAAAAAAUCUUUCAUAGUAAGGAUAUUUUCAAAACAUGCCUUAAAGCAAUGAAGAAAGGCAUGUGGUCAAUCUCCCUAGGGAGCGAACUCUGCAUUUACAGACAUACCUGGAAUCCUCUGAGACAUUUCCUGACUUGUGCAGUGCCUUUCCCUGGACCUGUAGUAUUUCCUUCCAGUUCCAAGCAUUUGAACAAUGGAAUGCUGGGGCAUCACAAGGAGGCUGCAAGGCACGAAGAACUUAUUUUUAUAUGUAAUAGAUGUGUAUCCCACUUUUCUACAAAAAUUUAUGCAAAACACUUAACAAAAAAUUAUAGACAGCAUUGAUUUUGUUUUCCAGUCCAUGUCAAAUCAUUUUUUCAUAACACAUUAAAGAGAAAACCCUUUUUGU